UAUAAUGACACAUGUCACACAUUUUUCGAAGCUAGGAAGUUUGUAAUUUAAGGUUCCAUCAAACUUGCAUUAUUGGAAACUGGUAGGAAUCUUCUCACAGUGGCAAAAAUGGAGAAAGAUUCGGCAGUGAGUUGGAAUUUUCAAGGCAGCAACAAGGUGAAGGAAUCGUCUACACAUUCCAUCGCGCGGGUGGUGGUGGAGGUGAUGAAAAAUGUUACUGCUGGUGAGAAAUUCAUACACCUCGGUAUCGGCGAUCCUUCGACUAUUCCAUGCUUCCGUACAGCUGUUGCAGCUGAAGAUGCUAUUAUUCAAGCUCUUCGGACCAACACUUUUAACGGUUACUCGCCAACAUCUGGUCUUCCUCUGGCAAGGAGCUCUAUCGCAGAAUAUCUCUCUCGGGAUCUCCCAGACAAAUUGUCAGCUGAUGAUAUUUACUUAUCAGUUGGCGCCAGGCAAGCAAUAGAAGUAGUACUGACUGUGCUUGCUCGCCCUGGUGCUAAUAUUUUGCUUCCAAGACCAUGGUACCCCUUGUACGAAGCUUUUGUUGCAUUUACUGGUGUAGAAGCACGACACUUUGAUCUUCUCCCAGAAAAGGGAUGGGAAGUUGAUCUUAACGCCAUAAAGAAUCUUGCAGAUGAAAAUACAAUUGCUAUGGUUAUAAUUAAUCCAGGGAAUCCAUGUGGAACCGUUUUCACAUAUGAGCAUCUGAAAAAUAUUGCAGAAACCGCAGAAAAGCUUGGAAUAUUGGUAAUGUCAGAUGAGUCAUAUGGACAUCUAGCUUAUGGGAGUACUCCUUUUACUCCGAUGGGGGUGUUUGGAUCAGUUGCGCCUGUCAUUACUAUUGGCUCUUUAUCAAAAAGAUGGUUUGUUCCUGGUUGGAGGCUUGGUUGGAUCGCAAUAAGUGAUCCCACUUGCAUCCUCCAAGGAUCCGAGAUUGUUGAGGGCAUCAAGAGUAAUAUCGACAUAAGCUCUGAUCCUACAACAUUCACUCAGGGCGCGGUUCCUCAAAUCCUUGAGAAAACAGAUGCGGAGUUUUAUUCUAAGACCACAAGCAUACUGAAAGAAGAUGCAGAGAUAUGCUGGGAUUUGCUGAAUCAUAUCCCUUGCAUUGCUUGUCCACACAAACCAAAUGGAGCCAUGUUUGUAAUGGUAAAGCUAGACAUUUCACAACUAGAAGAUAUAAGUGAUGAUAUGGAUUUCUGCAAUAUGCUUGCUAAAGAGGAGUCCGUGAUUGUUCUUCCUGGAUUUAUUCUGGGGAUGAAGAAUUGGUUACGAAUAACGUUCGCCCAGGAGCCAUCAGUUUUGAAAGAUGGCCUUGGGAGGAUGAAAGCCUUCUGUUCAAGGCAUGGCAAGAAAAAGUGAGGAUAAUUUUUUUAUUCUGUGAGUCUUGGCUAUGCACCAAGAUCCCCUCACCAGUACCAAGUUGAAAGAUUGCUAUACUGUCUUGUUGGUUAGAAUCAGCGUUAUAAACAAUUUGCUGGGUGUUGUCGCCAUUUAUGCCUAAAAUAUACAGUACUCAUUACUCACCCUGUGGUGUAGUACAGUUCGUCAUACACAAUACUUGUUUUUUUUACUUGAGAAAUAACAAUGAAACAAAUCUGAUGCUCGA
Messenger RNA from Daucus carota subsp. sativus, 1609 nucleotides. Its product is annotated as nicotianamine aminotransferase 1. The record is from RefSeq and is a predicted model, not a curated record. Gene Ontology annotation, biological process: biosynthetic process; L-tyrosine catabolic process. The transcript is spliced from 7 exons. Lineage: Eukaryota; Viridiplantae; Streptophyta; Magnoliopsida; Apiales; Apiaceae. Gene Ontology annotation, molecular function: pyridoxal phosphate binding; L-tyrosine:2-oxoglutarate transaminase activity. Bases 109 to 1362 code for a protein of 417 amino acids.